AGCCCUCCCCGGGUUCCAGAUGGUGUUCAUUCUGCGGGAGAGUUUGCAGCGGAGAGCGGGCUAAGGUAACAGAGUUAAGAAAAUAACCCAACUUCAUUUGAAAAUCUACUUUCUGGAUUUGAAGAAUCUUUUCUUCCCACAGAGGGCUUGUGGUUUGAAUUAAAUGGCUGAUAAACAAAUCAGUUUACCUGCCAAGUUGAUCAAUGGAGGCAUUGCAGGAUUAAUUGGCGUCACUUGUGUGUUCCCAAUAGACUUGGCAAAAACACGGCUUCAAAACCAGCAAAAUGGCCAGCGGAUGUACUCUAGCAUGUCUGACUGCCUUAUUAAGACAAUCCGAUCCGAUGGCUAUUUUGGGAUGUAUAGAGGAGCUGCUGUCAAUCUUACUUUAGUUACACCAGAAAAAGCCAUAAAGCUUGCAGCAAAUGAUUUCUUCCGUCACAUGCUUUCAAAGGAUGGAAAGCAGUUGACCUUGAUCAAGGAGAUGCUGGCUGGUUGUGGUGCCGGGACCUGUCAAGUUAUCGUAACUACCCCUAUGGAGAUGCUGAAGAUCCAGCUGCAGGAUGCAGGACGUCUUGCAGCCCAACAGAAGCUUAUGACAGCCCAGUCAGCAACAGGUCGUGCUGUGGAGGGCCCCAUCUCCAGUGCAAGUCAAGCUACCUCCACCGUCAAAUCCCCACAGACUGCUACACAAAUCACCAAAGAGCUGCUGAGGAGCAAGGGAAUUGCUGGCCUUUACAAAGGUUUAGGUGCAACAUUGCUAAGGGAUGUUCCUUUCUCCAUCGUCUACUUCCCACUGUUUGCUAACCUUAACAAGCUGGGACAGAAGAACCCAGAUGAAAGAUCUCCGUUUUACGUAUCCUUCAUCAGUGGUUGUAUCGCAGGCAGCACAGCUGCUGUGGCAGUGAAUCCUUGUGAUGUAAUAAAGACAAGACUUCAAUCUCUUCAAAGAGGAAUUAAUGAAGACUCGUACUCAGGGAUAGUAGACUGCACCAGGAAAAUCUGGAGGAAUGAAGGAGCAAGAGCUUUCCUGAAGGGGGCAUACUGUCGAGCCCUGGUUAUUGCCCCUCUCUUUGGCAUCGCACAAGUUGUUUACUUCCUGGGAAUAGCAGAGACCAUGUUAGAGAUGCUUCCACGUGGACGAGAUUAACCCAUGGAGCACCUUUGCAAGACGUCUGGCCUGGUUUCACAGGAUCGAGUAUGUCACUCAAAGAGCACAGUUUUUGGAGUCUAAAACUCAAAACUACCAUCGUCCUGCUUUUUGCCCUUAUUUCUACCUUGGUUGCAAAAGCCAAACUUUAUUCUGCUUCUCCCAGUCAUACCUAAAGACCAACAGUAUUUUUUUUGUUGUUUUUAUUUAAAUUGUUAACACAAGGAUGAAAGUGUUUGUGGUAAGUUAGCACCAGAUAGUAUAAGGAUUACUGUAAGUUUAUAACCCUUAAGCUGGUCAGUACUGACAUGACAAUAAUGUUUUAAAGGGAUCAUCUCCCUUCAUAUCCAAUCAUUUAGGGUAUUGAAGGAACAAAUAGCGGGGCCUGAAUGGAGUUUCAGCAGCUGAGCAUUGGUUAACUGGCUCGUUAACACUAGUUUCUUUUGGGAUCUGUGUGCAGGUGUGGAGUAACUUGAUUUUGCAAAACAAAAAUGCCAUGUAAAGUUUACCCUUUAUGGUGCUGCCUUUAAUAUGUUGUCAGAAUAACAGUUAAUUGGUCGUUUGACAUUUCUGGGAUGAAAUUUGACUUGGGGAGGUAGUUAAAUCAGCAGCAUUGCAUGGACUUUUAUCCUGUUCUAAUGACACCAACUGGAUAUGGGCAAGCCAUUUCACAGUGGACUGAUGUGAUACUACCCCCUACCUGGCAUUACCUACCCAAGGCAAAUUUCACUCCCCCACCUCACCAGGUGUGUAGGUAUCGACAGAUUUGAAUCAAAGCAAACUUGAAAUGAAAUUGGGCAUCAGAAAGUCUACCUUUUUAUGCCAAAUAAAAUGUGGAGUGAAUAGUAGCCAGUGGCUGGCGGCUGGGAACCUGCAUUGCUUUGUAUGAGCUGGGUGAGGGGAAUAAGGCGUUUUGGGCAGGUGCAGGCAGGAUAGAUGCUGAUUAAUUUGAAAUUACCUCGAUCGCUUUCGAGCUUGGCUGCUGAGUUGUAUUGAACGCAGUGCAGGCCACCUGUGUUGAAGCUGCACUGGAGUUGAUGAUGUUUUCACUGUGGUGCAAUGGUGUAAUUUGAGCCGGUGCCCUUUUAUCACAGGCACACAAAGGCCGUCUUCGGUGACUCUGUUUGGCUGACCGGUCAUUCCCCUUUUAUUUCAGCCUCAGAAAGAACCCGCUAUCAUAGAAACUGCAAUGCGUGGCUUGUUUGUACCUGUCCCAUCUGGUAUUACUUUAACUUGCCUGUAUUAUAAGAGCAAGCGGCCACUAUCAAUUCAAUAUUAAUAGAAUCCAGAGGUGAAACACAGGAUAUCAGUUUCUGGUUUAUAGGCAACCGAAUUGUCACUAGACGUAAUUAGCAGAUGACGACAAAAACACUUCUUAAAUUGUACAGUAUGCUUUAAUCUUCAUUCAGAUUCCUAACUCUCCUCAUAAAAACCGCUCCCAAAAACAUCCAUGUCUGCCCAGCAGUCACCAGUCAAUCGAUCAUGUGUGAUACAGUGAAAGAUGAUUUCUCCAUUGCAGUCUUUAUUUGUUUAGUAACGAAAAAUCUCCUCGUCACAGUUCAGGUGAACAUCAUGCAAAAGUUUCUGAGGUCUACCAUUUUUACAUUUUUGAAGUCCUGACUGAUCCGAGGCGGUGAUUCUUGGAGUUAAGCAGAUAACAAACUGCUGAAACUAAUUUUUCUGGGGUUUUGAUAUUACCUGAACUCCGUGUUUGCUUGAAUUACUGCCUGGCAAUCUACUGCUCUGACAUCUGAUAUCUUUCAACUGCUGAGCCUUCUGCUGGCUGAUCUGUUUAACAUUAUGCUGCUGUACAGUGGAACAAGAGAGAGGUGGCUUUUGGAUGUACACGUUGUCAUUUGUGCUGCUUAUUGUCAAUAGAAAGAAGAAACACGGGUACAAUACACAUAGGUUUAUUUAUGGGAGAAUCUUUUUUUUCUUAAAAGAACAGAGUAAUAUUUUUGUA
This is a messenger RNA of Hemiscyllium ocellatum (epaulette shark), 3110 nucleotides long. RefSeq names its product solute carrier family 25 member 22a (gene slc25a22a). Gene Ontology annotation, molecular function: L-aspartate transmembrane transporter activity; L-glutamate transmembrane transporter activity. Gene Ontology annotation, biological process: L-glutamate transmembrane transport; malate-aspartate shuttle; aspartate transmembrane transport. The coding region runs from base 164 to 1147 and encodes 327 amino acids. The record is from RefSeq and is a predicted model, not a curated record. NCBI's taxonomy places the organism in Eukaryota, Metazoa, Chordata, Chondrichthyes, Orectolobiformes, Hemiscylliidae. The transcript is spliced from 10 exons.